AUUGUGAUCAUCCAACUGCAAAGAAUGAUCGAGUUUCAAAAUUUCGUAACGGAAUUUUGUGCUCUGCGAGAGCGCGUGUCGAACUUGUAUGACAGCACUAAUUGGCAGACAACGGAGGUGUUUGAUAUUGUCAUAGAAAAGAGCGGGCAGGAUAUAUUAGACCGAGGUGACAGGCUGAUCGUUGCAUGCCGUGAAUAUGCAAAAGCCCUUUUGGCGACGCCUUACACUCCGUACCUUCACGCACAGUGUAGAUCGUUGCUUCGAAAUCAUGAACAUGAAUGGCAAAUUUUUCGUACCGAAUUCUAUUCAACCCUUAAUCAGUUGCGAACAUGCCGUCCAAUCGUGGAUUCUGCAAGAAAACGCUACGAGAAAUUAAUACGCGAUGCGGCAGACUGUAGAGCUCGCAAAGACCUGCUUCUGAGCAGCCACUCUCAAACACAUUCCUUCGUACAGCCAGUUUGCGAGAAGAUGCGACGCAGUUUCGAAAAGAAGGUCCGCUUAGCGGCCGCUUUCAUACAGUACAUGGACGUAAAGGAAAGAGUCGCUGACCAGUUAACUUCGCUGCCGGCAGAUUCGUCGUCGAAGAUAUUCGAGACUUGGCAGGCGGAGGUGAAUCGAAUUCCCAUUUCCUGCCUGCAGCGAAACUUUAACCGUCAGAUCGAGGAGGUUUUGUGUAUGGCGAUGACUCGCCUGCCGGAUGCCACUCGACCGCAGAGCGUGGAGGCAGAAUGCAAUCGAUUACGCGACCAUACACCAUCUGCGCCAUCGAUGAGACGUCUGGUGAUUGACGACGUCGAAGAUAUUUGCAGGGAAUUUUGCAUCUCCGAUUUCCCGGUUUGUGACUGUCGUUGUCCGUGUGACGAUGGAGCAAUUCCAACCGUCGAUUCGCUGGCCAGUGCGAACGCUGAUAUGUUGCAUAUUUUGGAUGCUGUAUUGGAGUUAUUCGACUAUAUAUUACUGUGCGUCGAGAGGGCGACGAAAAUUGCCCUGCAUGUGUCGAAUGCUCUUCCCAUUGUUGUGCAGGAAUUCGCUGAACUUGACGAACAACACUUGAAGAAAGCCGUGAUCGACUUUGACAGGGCUGUGGCUCCCAGUGGAUUCCUUAGUGUGCUGAUCACGUCACUGCGCGAUUCACCCGACGAUGUGCAACGUCAGUGGAAGCCGGUGCUCUAUGGUCUAGAACGAGCCGUUAACGAAAAUCGACGUAUCUGUGAUGAACGAUUGGAC
Molecule: messenger RNA, 1227 nt
Organism: Soboliphyme baturini
Lineage: Eukaryota; Metazoa; Nematoda; Enoplea; Dioctophymatida; Soboliphymatidae
Source: the annotation of a GenBank genome assembly